AAGGAAGGCGGGGCUAUGGCGAGAGGGCGACGACGUCGAAGGUUUCUAUGACAAAUAAACAAACAAACAAACAAACAAACAAAGCAGAGCAAAGAAAGCGACCAUCCAAAAUAGGAGGGCAUACGUCGAUGCAUCAUCACCGCAACAUCUGACAUUCUCUCGAACAGCACCAAAAUCUCCCACUCUUUCUCUGGCUCCGUCCUUCCCUUCCAUCGCCCCCUCCCCCACCCCCCGCUCACAUCCCACCCUGGGCUGGAUAAGGUUCUUGCUCACGAUCCACCGCAAACAUCGUUACUCCCCUCGCUACGCCCAAUUGCUCCCCAAUUUUCUCACCUCCUUCUUCAUCAUUCCCCGCUUGUUUCGUUGCGCAUGCUCUCAGUCCUCGCGUGCAAUUCUCUGGGUUCCUGCUGGGCCUUGGUCGCUUGAGGUUUGUAGGGAUUGGUGAGAUUGAUUGGGGAAUUCGCGGCGCAGCUAUGGUGGCGUGUGCUGCUUCUGCAUCUGUCUAUGCAGGGGCAAGCACGACGUUGGGGGUGAUUACAGGGGGGAGUGUUGUUGCCCGAGGGGCGAGUGGCGCCGCGCCUGGAGCUGUGUUCUGUAGCUGCUCUUCGUCGUCGUCGUCGUCGGAGGCGUGGAUUGGGUUUCGGCAGCAUGGCGCUCUUCGGUCCGAUGGAGUGGGCAGCAUUAGGGGAUUGGCCUCCGGGGUAUUCGCCAGAAGGUUUAGGGUGCAUGUUGCAGGGCAGAGAAUGGGGAGUAGCUCGAGGACAGGGGCGCGCAGCGCUGGAGUCCCGCGUGCGGACGUUGCUGCUGGGGAGAAGCGGUCUGGCACUGCAGAGCCGGUUGGUGGCGUGGAGAACCUAGUUAUUAUUGGUUCAGGACCAGCAGGUUACACAGCAGCAAUUUAUGCUGCCAGAGCCAAUUUGAAACCAGUAGUUUUUGAAGGGUACCAAAUUGGAGGAGUACGAGGAGGUCAGCUGAUGACAACCACCGAAGUUGAAAACUUUCCAGGUUUCCCUGAAGGGGUUACUGGACCCGAAUUGAUGGACAGGAUGAGAAAGCAAGCUGAGCGAUGGGGUGCGGAAUUAAGAACGGAGGAUGUAGAGUAUGUGGAUGUUCGAAAUCGACCUUUCACAGUCCGAAGUAGUGAUAGUGAGGUUAAGUGUCACAGCAUAAUCAUUGCGACGGGUGCCACAGCUAAACGACUUGGAUUGCCUCGAGAGCAUGAAUUCUGGAGCAGGGGUAUCAGCGCUUGUGCAAUCUGCGAUGGUGCAUCUCCUAUUUUUAAAGGUCAAGAGCUAGCAGUGGUGGGCGGAGGUGACACUGCAACGGAAGAAUCCCUGUAUUUGACAAAGUAUGCUGCUCAUGUUCAUCUAUUGGUUCGAAAAGAUAAACUCCGCGCCUCGAAAGCUAUGCAAGACAGAGUUAUCAAUAAUCCAAAUAUUACUGUCCACUUCAACACAGAGACAGUGGAUAUCGAGGCUGAUGAUAAAGGACAAAUGGGAGGACUCAGGCUUCGAGAUCUGGUUACUGGCGAAGGGAGAUCAUUGAAAGUCCGAGGACUGUUUUACGGCAUCGGACACAGCCCGAAUAGUCAGCUCUUGGAAGGCCAGGUUGAGCUUGAUGACGCCAGUUACGUGGUUGUUGAGCCUGGAACGACCAAUACAUCAGUAGAGGGAGUUUAUGCUGCUGGAGACCUUCAGGAUCAUGAGUGGAGACAAGCCAUCACAGCUGCUGGAUCAGGUUGUAUGGCAGCAUUGUCUGUUGAACGAUAUCUCGCUGCUAAUGACCUCCUUGUGGAGUUCCACCAACCUGCUCAGGAGGAAGUCAAGAAGAAAGAGCUUACGAAGGAGGAUAUCGACCAGAAAUUUGACAUAACAAUGACGAAACACAAAGGCCAGUAUGCGCUUCGAAAGCUUUACCAUGAGAGUCCCCGCGUGAUUGGUGUACUUUACACUGCACCGACUUGCGGGCCAUGCAGAUCUCUGAAGCCAAUUUUGAACAAGGUGAUUGACGAGUAUCCAAACGAGGUUCACUUCGUGGAGAUAGACAUUGAGGAGGACCCUGAAAUCGCUGAAGCUGGUGGUAUCAUGGGCACACCCACAGUUCAGUUCUUCAAAAAUAAGCAAAUGAUUAAGAGUAUAUCGGGUGUUAAAAUGAAAAAGGAGUACCGGGAGAUAAUUGAGGCCAACCUCAAGUAAUCACUCUGAGGAUCAUUUAUGUUUCCAGAAUACCAAGUGGUCAGGUUUUAGUAGCGUUUUGUCACAUGGCCCAGGAAAUGCUGGUGUUGUAGUUUUAGAGUAGGAAAUGGUUACUUUGUAUUGAGGCUGUAAGAUGACACGGAUGCACCAACACAGAACCUAGUUUCUGGAAUUGGUGGUAUUUUUGCGUCACAGUUAGCGAAAAUUUAAUUUAGAACGUAAAGAGCUGAAUCUUAUUUGUCAGUUCUACAUGUCAGCAUAUGAGUACAGUAGAAGGCUAUUCCAGGAACAUCCGCAGUUGGGAUAUGGUCUUUGGAAGCCAUGCUUCUUGUGACUUCUCAGUUCUAUAGGAAUCAUUCUUUUGUGUUCAGUCCUCUCUUUUGGGUAUGUGGCACAAUAAUGGAUUUGUGCAGGGUGGCCAAAUAAUAUAACUCCUAACGUUCAUCUC
Molecule: messenger RNA, 2643 nt
Organism: Physcomitrium patens
Lineage: Eukaryota; Viridiplantae; Streptophyta; Bryopsida; Funariales; Funariaceae
Product: thioredoxin reductase NTRC
Biological process (GO): removal of superoxide radicals
Cellular component (GO): cytoplasm
Molecular function (GO): thioredoxin-disulfide reductase (NADPH) activity
Source: RefSeq, a predicted model, not a curated record